Messenger RNA from Punica granatum (pomegranate), 2461 nucleotides. NCBI's taxonomy places the organism in Eukaryota, Viridiplantae, Streptophyta, Magnoliopsida, Myrtales, Lythraceae. The record is from RefSeq and is a predicted model, not a curated record.
UCAGUAUAUAAUAUGGAUUGAAGCUGAUCACCUCUGCUCUCAGUCUCCCUCUCUCCGUCUUCUUCUUGCAUGUUUGUUGCCUCCACUCUCCAAUAAUGCAAACUUCAACUUCAUCAUUUCUCCGUCUCUCUAUCAUUUUCUUCAUAGCCCUCCUCUUCCUCAUCACCCUCUCAUGGCGCUUUCCGACUAAGUCCAAUCAAUUCCUUGACUGCUCUGGAGCUGGAUCGAAACCGAGCCUUCGAAGGUUGCAUGACAAGCGCUUGGAAUCAGAACGAGCAAAAACCCAACUAACCAAACCCGACCCCCUGAAGGAAACACCUCGCCACCCGCUGGACCCCUUGACUUACCAAGAAAUCCUAAGGGUUUCUUCGAUCCUCUCCACCUACUCUUACCCUGGCUUUCAUCCCUCCUUCCCCCCCAUCCACUCCCUCUCCCUCUAUGAGCCCGACAAGUCGUUCGUUCUCGGCUGGAAAAAGGGUCACCCGAUUCCGAGAAAGGCCUCUGUGAUCGCCCUCCACUCCGGCCAGGCCCACGAGCUGCUGGUGGACUUGGACUCCGACUGUGUCGAGGUCCAUUCGGUGAUUCAUUCCUCUGGAUAUCCGAUGCUGACCAUGGAGGAUAUUUUGGCUGUGACUCGUGUCCCGUUCACAAGUGCAGAGUUCAAAGAGUCGGUCACGGCCCGAGGACUGUCCCUGGCAGAUAUAAGUUGCAUCUCACCCUCCCCUGGGUGGUAUGGCCCCGACGAGGAGGGCAGGAGGAUAGUCAAGGUCCAGUGCGGGUCGAGUGAGGGAACUGCGAAUUUCUACAUGAGGCCCUUGGAGGGCUUGGUUGUGACAGUGGACGUGGACCGACAAGAGAUCGUGAAGAUCACCGACGAGGGGCGGGGUAUCCCCAUCCCUGGAGGUACCGGGACCGAUUACCGGUACUCAGCCCAGGACCGGCCUGUAGAGAUGGAUCCUGUGAACCCAAUCUCUAUGGAACAGCCCAAAGGCCCGAGCUUCAAGAUAGAGGACGGGCAUACGGUUCGAUGGGCCAAUUGGCGUUUUCACCUCAAGGCUGACCAGAGAGCUGGAAUCAUCAUAUCACAAGCCACAGUCCGAGACUCCGAGACCGGGGAGCCAAGGAGCGUGCUCUACAAGGGGUACCCCUCAGAGCUGUUCGUGCCAUACAUGGACCCGGACGACGGCUGGUACUACAAGACAUACAUGGAUGCUGGCGAGUACGGGAUCGGGGCUUUGACAUUCUCCCUUGUCCCACUCAAUGACUGCCCAAGGCACUCGUACUACAUGGACGGGGUCUUUGUGUCAUCGGACGGGAAGCCCUUCGUUCAGUCGAACAUCAUAUGUGUCUUCGAACGGUACGCUGGUGAUAUCAGUUGGCGGCAUUCCGAUAGUUCUGUUAAAGGUGUUGAGCUUAUCAGAGAGGCGAGGCCAAAGGUGACUCUGGUGGCUCGAACGGCAGCAUCCGUAGGAAAUUAUGACUACAUUUUUGAUUGGGAAUUUCAAACUGAUGGUCUGAUCCGUGUUGAGGUUAGUUUGUCCGGGAUGCUUAUGGUAAAGGGAACUCCUCUUACGAAUACGAAGGACGUGCAACAAGAGGAUGCCAUGACAGGCCCUCUAGUGUCGGAGAACGUCAUUGGCGUGGUCCAUGAUCACUUCAUCAACUACUACCUCGACAUGGACAUCGAUGACCUGAACAAUUCAUUUGUUAAGGUACAUCUAGAGAAGCAAGAAACAGAGCCAGGCACUACCCCUCGGAAGAGUUAUCUGAAAGCUAAAAGAUACGUUGCCAAGACGGAGAACGAUGCGAAGAUUAAGCUCAAGCUCUACGACCCAUCGGAGUUUCACGUUGUCAAUCCUUCAAGGAAAUCAAGGUUAGGGAACCCAACAGGGUACAAGGUUGUCCCUGGCGGGACCGCCGCUAGCUUGCUCGAUCUCCAGGAUCCUCCUCAAAUUCGAGGUGCUUUCACAAAUAAUCAGAUUUGGGUCACUCCCUAUAACCGAACAGAACAAUGGGCCGGUGGGCUUCUAGUGUACCAAAGCAGAGGAGAUGAUACCCUGGCGGUUUGGUCCAACAGGGACCGUCCAAUCGAGAAUAAGGACAUCGUGCUGUGGUACACAUUGGGGUUUCAUCAUAUACCCUGCCAAGAGGACUUCCCAAUAAUGCCGACGGUGUCGUCGAGCUUCGAUCUGAAGCCCGUUAAUUUCUUUGAGCGUAACCCAAUUCUUAGGGCUGCCCCCAACUUCGAUAAGGACCUUCCGUUUUGCACCCUCUCCAACCUCCCAUAAUUAUCUCUUUUAUCGCAUAAUGAUCGACUUGGAUUAUUGAACUCAUCGAAUUGUACUCGAUCAUUUAGAGUGGUAAAAUAAUGCCUCGAACUAAGAAUUUGCAUAUUCGAUUCUCAUAUUGAGGCCAUAUGUACCUCUUUAUUAAUUAUUAAAAGUUUUAUUACAUUGUACUA